AUGGAACUGGCUGCUUCAGAUGAUGCUUCUCCAAUUCCUGCCCGCCAGUUUCGUCGUCGGAAAAGUCUGGGCGAGCUCGUUCAGGGCAUCAAAAUAAAAUAUUCACGAGAAAAGAUGACAAAGGACUCGGACGCUGAUUCCCGUAACCAGAGCCGAAGCGAAGCAUACACUUCACUUGAACCGAUUUCGGGCUCUCAGUCCAUGUUGCUUCAAAACCCGUGGCAGCAGCGCUGCUCUCUCCCAAUUCCAGUUCCUGAGCGCUAUGCUUCCAUUGCCUACGACAGUUUGCCUGUUUCGCCUGUAUCCUCCACACCCCCACGGCUUGAUGUUUUACAUGAUCUUGCCUCGGACAACGUGCAGAAAGCAUCUACUUUCCGUGAUGGGCUUGAAAAGGCCGUCAACGAUAUCAAUACCAAAUAUGGAGAUUCCACCAAGGCAUUCAUUUCUUCAAGCUCCCCGACAAAUUCUAUUGCAUUGCGAGACAAAAACACUUUUAGAUCCAGAUUUGUGGUACCAAUAUACGGUGAGGAGCCAAUUCCCAAUGCUCGACCCGUGAUCGGCGAGCUAUGGACUGCUCUCAAGUCCCAGGAUGAGCCUCUACAGUCAUCCAAGCCACAUGCAGACAUCUCGACAGACAAUAGCAACACCGCGUCUCCUUUCCAUGACUCUCUCAAACUGAUGAUGUAUCUACCUCCACGAGUCAGCCUGGUGGCAAUGAAUCACAACUCACACUCUGACGAAACCGUCUCUGGUAAUGCUAAGGAGAAGACCGAUAUCAUUUCUCAGGACAAAACAGAUGUCGCCGGCACCGAGCCCGGCUCUCCAUUUGAGUCGCCUAACGAAGAUAGCCUGUACUCGCAAGAUUCUGGCAGCACAUCUGCUUUAUCGCAGGGCACGUCGUCUGAGCAAAACUCCUCGGUGGCUAACUACAUUGCAACCAGUAAAGCAGACUUGGAAGCUACACCUCGGGCGACUGGGGAUGGCCGAGGAAGAAACUCUUCGGCGCCUUCUGUGGCUGCUCUCAUGUCCCUCAAGAACAAGACCAAGUGUCGGUAG
Messenger RNA from Akanthomyces muscarius, 1056 nucleotides. RefSeq lists its product as uncharacterized. Bases 1 to 1056 code for a protein of 351 amino acids. The transcript is spliced from 5 exons. NCBI's taxonomy places the organism in Eukaryota, Fungi, Ascomycota, Sordariomycetes, Hypocreales, Cordycipitaceae. The record is from RefSeq and is a predicted model, not a curated record.